Adineta ricciae is the source of this 801-nucleotide messenger RNA. NCBI's taxonomy places the organism in Eukaryota, Metazoa, Rotifera, Eurotatoria, Adinetida, Adinetidae. The record is from the annotation of a GenBank genome assembly.
AUGGGUUCGAUGCAAACAACUAAUAAUCAUCAUAAACGUUGUCAAACACCGUUAUCAUCGCCGAGAUCUCUUCAUAAUGCACAAAACAAACGAAUGGAUCGCUUUCGGACAACUGUACGUAGUGCAACACUUCGAGCAUUAGCUGCUCGAAACUUUCACAAUUUCCCUUCAUCGUCAAACGAUUCAACAACAAAUAACAGCAUAUGCACGCUGCCGAACACGAUUACAACGAUUAAUUCUCAAAACGAUUCCGAUCCUUAUUUGAGUGACUUUGACUAUCGAAAAUUCGCGACAUUGACUGGCUUGUCCGAAGAGAAAAUCAAUGAAUUACAUCGAGAAUUUCUGAUUCUAUCGAACAACGGUCAACUUUCCUAUGACCAAUAUCGAUCGAUGUUUGAAAGUGUACCACUUCAACGAACUCCCGCACAACUAGAAAAACUAGCUCGACAAACAUUUGCAAUAUUUGACAAAGACGGAAACAAUUAUUUAGAUUUUGCCGAAUUCAUCGCCGCUUACAUCGCCAUGGAAAGAAAUGAACUCUCACUAGCUGAUACACCUCUCCGACGAGAAUCAGUCAUACCAUCAUCUAUAUCACAACCACCACACCCUCCUCCUUCGGCAACAGUCACGACCGUCCGACGACAUGCAACAACUUAUUAUAGUCCACAAAAAGCUCUUGUUAAUGCUUCGCCGUAUAUUCCGCGUCGAUCAAUGCAUCAUCCAAACAAUUAUCCUAGUUAUCAUCCUUCUCAAUCUCUUGCACAAUAUGUCUAUGUUGCUCCACAAUAUGGAUUCAGAUAG